Brachypodium distachyon (stiff brome) is the source of this 4731-nucleotide messenger RNA. RefSeq names its product SCAR-like protein 2. Gene Ontology annotation, molecular function: protein kinase A regulatory subunit binding; actin binding; Arp2/3 complex binding. Gene Ontology annotation, biological process: actin cytoskeleton organization; positive regulation of Arp2/3 complex-mediated actin nucleation. NCBI's taxonomy places the organism in Eukaryota, Viridiplantae, Streptophyta, Magnoliopsida, Poales, Poaceae. Bases 386 to 4393 code for a protein of 1335 amino acids. The record is from RefSeq and is a predicted model, not a curated record. Gene Ontology annotation, cellular component: cytoskeleton. The transcript is spliced from 10 exons.
ACUCGAGCCGAAGCCAGCAGUAAACGCAUCGGCCGCGCCUACCGGACGCCACUUGCCCACCCCCCUCGUGCCGAGGCGCUGCCCUUUCUCUCUUUCACCCCCGUCUCUUUCGCCCCGCACCUUGUCGGAGACCGACGCUCCCCUUCCUCCCCCCUCCCGCUCGCCCACGAGUUCCGCUCCGCGUCGCCUCCACUCCUCCUCCGCCUCGUCACUCUCCUCGGCAGUCCUCUUCCGUGCGGAGGCGGCAACCUGUGACGCCACCCCCCCAACGUCGGCGCCACCUGCUCCCACUGGAAAAGUAGCCGUUGCGGCGUCGCAUUUAUAGCGACCGGCAUGAGGGCCGCGCCUCGGCGGUGAGGAGGCGGGGUUUGGUGGCUGGGUGAAGAUGCCGCUGGUGCGGUUCGAGGUGCGGAAUGAGGUGGGGCUGGGGGACCCCGGGCUGUACGGCGGCGGCGGGGGAGCUGGGAAGAGAGGCGGCGGGGAGGCGGAGCCCAAGGUGCUGCUCGAGGGCGUCGCCGUCGCGGGGCUCGUCGGGAUCCUGCGCCAGCUCGGAGAUCUCGCGGAAUUCGCGGCAGAUGUUUUCCACGACCUACAUGAGCAAGUUAUAACUACGUCUGCUAGGGGCCGUAAGGUGCUCACUCGAGUACAGAACAUUGAAGCAGCACUUCCAUCUCUUGAAAAAGCUGUGAAGAAUCAGAAGAGCCAUAUACAUUUUGCUUACGUGCCAGGCUCUGACUGGCACACACAACUUCAAAAUGAGCAAAAUCACCUGCUAUCCACCGAUCUGCCUCGGUUUAUGAUGGAUUCGUAUGAAGAAUGUCGAGACCCACCACGACUAUACCUUCUCGAUAAAUUUGAUAAUUCUGGUGCUGGGGCUUGUUUGAAGAGAUAUUCUGAUCCAUCCUACUUCAAGAAAUCAUGGGAUAUGAUGAGAGCAGACAAGAUUGGAAAUCUUCAAAAAGAAAGGAGAUCUCAUAAAAUCAAGACAAAAGGAUCACGCCUGAAAGAACCAUAUCAUGGACAAGCCACAUCCAGGCAUAGGAAUGGUGAAUUGCAGCGAGCACUCACUGCUGUUCAACUUACCAGCAGCAGGCAGUGUGCAUCUCCUAGCACCGAUGGCCGGAGCUUUUCAGAGCAUAGAUCUACAUCUGAUGCAAGAUCUAACCCUGACAAUAUAAGCAGAUCUUCUUCGUUUAGUUCGAAGCCACGGCUGAGUUUUGCAGAACAAGCUUCAGACACAAAGCCUUUUGUAGUUCCUCAUGACAAUGAUCAUGACAAAUUGUCAAAUAUUAAUUUGCACAAGCUUGAUGAUGCAUCUUCACCCAUCCUUCUUGAUGGAACCAGGGCAGAUUACCCGGCUGAUGGUUCAAAGCAAGGUUACCUGCCAGAUGAGAUGGUUGCUAGGUCACCUUCUGUAGAAUGGGAUGAAAAGGCUGCAAUUGUCAUGACUACAAGUUCUGUCUACUGUGACGAUGUUGUCAUGGAUAGAGCUGGUAAUGCAGAAACCAAACAUAUUAGCCCUAUGCCACGAGAAGUUGAUCAUAGGGAAACAGAGACUUUGGAGCAGCAAGAGACCUUACUUCAAAAAGCAAAAUUGUUAUUACUGUCAUCAGGCUUGAAUCACCACGAUGAAGUCCCCAGUGAAACAGACAACUACAUGGAUGCACUUAACUCACUUGAAUCUGAGGCAGAGACUGACGUUGAAUUUCAGACUAAAAAUCAUGGGAAGCCAGUACCUUCCUUCAAUGGUCGUGCACCUCAAAUGAAGCCAGCAGAUAAUAUUGUUUCACAGCUUCCUGAUUCUUCUGUUGCUGAAUUUCCUGAUACAUGUCGAAAUUCCAAUACGUCACAUACUUGUAAUCGAACUGCUGAUUUUCCCAGUUUGUCAAGUGCAGAUGCUCCUGAUACUUCACAGCAUGCAGUGUCAGGUUUUACAGAUAUACAUCCCAAUGAAUGGUCAUCUGUUGUCACUAUCCCUGAGAAUAAUGCAGAUGUUGCUCUUCGAGACCUUCGUGAGAUUUCAAAACCGGCAUUGUGGGCCAAUACAACUACACCUAGCAAUCAGAGGUCCCCUGAUGCAAUUGAAAUUCCUGAGAGUAAGGCAGAAGAUGCCCCCAGAGAUUCUCCUGACAUGUCAGAACCAGGACUGUCAACCUAUGCAGUAAAUCCCCCAGUUAAAGUUUCUGUUGUCAAUCAAAUCCCUGAGAGUAAUGCAGAAGAUGCUUCCGGAGAUAGUAUGGAUAAAGGCACCAGUUGUCCCGUACCCCAACCCACCAUUUCCUUCAUUCCAACUUGUGAGACACCUUGUGUUAAAAUCUCACCUGAUGAUACCACUGCUGACGCUUCUGUUAUUUCAGAAAUGAAGCCCCAUGAUUAUCCUGGAGAGAAUCAUGAGGAAUUUGGUGGUUGUGGUGUGGCUGAAGUGUCUAAUUCACCGACCGUGUCUCUGAAUGAGUCACCAGAGAAUGGAUGUGCAACCGAUUACCUAGCAACAAAUGCUCCUACUAGUUCUGUUGGAGUGCCUUCUGUUAAGCUCUGGACAAAUGCUGGGCUCUUUGGACUUGAACCAUCUAAGCCUCCAGUAUUUAGUGGCCAAGAGUGUCCAAGAGAUCACACUCUAUCUGGUUAUGAAGAACAUCAGCGUUAUCAUUCAACUAAUGACACCGAACUGCACUGUUCAAAGCAUACUGAAUCAGUAAUAGUCGAUGUCCCCAAUGGAAAUGCAUCAAUUACCAGCAGCUUUGUGGGGAAGCUUGUUGGCAUAUGUCCUGGUUCUUCAAGCCAAAACAACUCGGAGGCUAAUCAGUCAGCUAUGAGGACACCUGAUACAGUUUAUAGUCAAACAGAUCGGCCUUCAGACUGUUCCACAUCUUUUGAGCACAGUCAGCACAAAAAUAUGAACGGCAAGCAAACUUCAAUAAGCGAGCUCCUAGAAUCUGAAGAUAAUGCUGGAGAUGGUUCCGCAACAUACUCUGUGUCUGGCAUGGCUGGAAGAAAUGACAUGCAUGUGGUGUCUGCAUCAAGCUUUUCAAGCAUUGCACAAAGAUUCCUUGCUAAUACACUUCAGAGAAGAACUUCUCCCAAAUAUAAUGAUCUUCCUAUGUCAUCUGGGAGAGUGAACACUAAUGCAAAUGGAAAUGAUGAAGCUGCCAUAAAUUCCAAUCUAGCACCAAAAGAAACAGCGUAUGAGUCAUCUCAAUUGGAGAAGAAAACCGCUAAUGGCAUGGAUGGAUUGUCUAAAUCGCCAAUCUUCUCUAAUUGCCAUUACUCUGAGAAAUCAUCUCCACCACUUGAGCAUAUGAAAAUAUCUUUUCACCCUAUGAGUGCAUUUGAAAUGUCAAAAUUGAAUCUAGAUUUCGCUGAUGGCAAUCUUCAUGAAAAUGUUGAUGAUCUGAUGUUACCGACAUUUCAGUUACUUCCCGGGUCAUCUGUUCCACAGCCCGGUAGUGGUUCUGAAUCAGAAGAUGACACAUUCGGUAGAUCUUAUAGUUACUCUUCCUAUGAUGAUCUAAGUCCACAUUUAUAUUCGAACUCUGAGUUGUGGGAUCAAGAUGAUGGAAUUGGAUUGGAGGAUCAUGAGCUGUAUAAUGAUUCAAAUCAGAUUGGAUCCUCCACAACACCUAUCUCUAGCUAUACGGGAUUUGAGCAAAUGACCUUGUCUGGUGAGAAGUCCACUAUUUCACUUGCAGAUAUUGGGGAUCAUGGACUCGCCACAUUAGAACCCCAUCCUGCUGGAGAACUUCCUAACUUUGACACUUUGAUGUCCACAAACAAUCGUCACAAUGGAGAUGCUCCCAUUCAACAUAAUCCUGUAAAUUUAUUGCCGGAUGAAGAUCAGAUGCCGCCACCACCUCCUCUUCCCCCAAUGCAGUGGAGGACAAUGAGACAAACAGCUUCUCUAGAAGAUGUAAGAGGUGCUACAGCUGAAAAUAUGCUUAAGGACGCCUCGAGUCUACCACCUCUACACAGUCCUGUGCAGCAAGAACAUCUUCCGCCCAUUGCGCUACCGGAUCCAGAAGCACAUACUAAGGAAGUGAGCCAUCAGAAAGUUGACGCGGUAAAAGAAAUGAGCAGUCUUCCAAAUAUCUUUGAGAUCAAAUCAAGCUUGCUUCAGCAAAUCAGGGAUAAGGCAGAUCAGCAGAAGCUGAAUGGUCAUGAAAGGCCAAAAGCAGUAGUUAGUGAUGUUAAUGGUUUGGAUGAAAGGGGGGACUUGCUUCAGCAAAUCAGGAGCAAGACAUUCAAUUUAAGACGAACAAAUGCAUCUAAAACAAACACCACAUCCCAGUCCACUGCCCAGUCGAAUGUAGUAGCGAUUUUGGAGAAGGCGAACGCAAUCCGCCAGGCUGUGGCCAGUGAUGAGGGAGGUGAUGACGAUAACUGGAGUGAUGUAUGAGCACUCAACUGAGAAUGCAUGACAAACAUUUUCUGUAUAUGCAGCUAGUACAAGAUGAAGUGCAAAAAUGUGAAUAACACUCUUUUUUUCUUCAUUGUAAUUAGAUUUUGCAGGUCUGUUUUUGUACCUCUUUUAGCUCAUGUUAGUGUAUUCUAUCUUAGGUCCCUGUGGUCGUGAAAAUGUUUAAUCAUUUUCACAUUAUGUAAAUUUAUCUUAUUAUUUAUUAAUGGUAGAGGUGAACUGAUAAAAUAAGUAUGUUGAGUUAUCUUUUCUAGCAUUGUAUUAAAGAUCAUCUCCUCGCAUUGAUAAUAAGAUGGGAGGGCAUAUUACUUUUUUCU